GAUUUCAGCGUCUCUUCCGCCCUCUGAAGUCGGGACUGCCUGAGAAGCUAUGAGGAGCCUCGUGCUCCUCCUGAGUCUACUUCUGACAGCAGCUCCGUUUGGCCUUCUGGGGGAGGAGACCCGCCAGGUGUCUCUGAAGGUCAUCUCUGACUGGCUGGACCCUUCCCAGAACCUGCUUCAUAUCCAGGCAGUGGGUGCCACUUCCACCCUGCACUAUGUGUGGGGCAGCCUGGGACCCCCAGCCGUGCUGCUGGUGGCCACCAACACCCCCAACAGCACCCUGAGUGUCAACUGGAGCCUCCUGAUUUCCUCUGAGCCUGACGGGGGCCUCAUGGUGCUCCCCAAGGAGAGCAUCCAAUUUUCUUCUGCCCUCGUCUUUACCAGGCUGUUUGAGUUUGACAGCACCAACACAUCCGAUGCGGCCGCCAAGCCUCCAGGAAAAUCAUAUCCCCCAUACUCCUUGGCUGAUUUCUCCUGGGACAACAUCACUGACUCACUGGAUCCUGCCACCCUGAGCGCCACAUUUCGAGGCCACCCCAUUCACGACCCCACUGGGGCUUUUGCCAAUGGCAGCCUGGCCUUCAGGGUUCAGGCCUUCUCCAGAUCUGGCCGGCCAGCCCAACCCCCUCGCCUCCUGCACACAGCGGACACCUGCCAGCUAGAGGUGGACCUGGUUGGGGUCUCUCCCCGGGGAAACCGCUCCUUGUUUGGGCUGGAGGUAGCCACGUUGGGCCAUGGCCCUGACUGCCCCUCAGUGCAGGAGCAGCGCUCCAUCGAUGAUGAAUAUGCACCUGCUGUCUUCCAGUUGGACCAGCUGCUAUGGGGCUCCCUCCCAUCAGGCUUCAUGCAGUGGCGACCAGUGGCUUUCUCCCAGAAGCAGGGGGGCCGGGAAUCAGCCAUGCCCUGCCAAGCUUCCUCUCUUUACCCCACCUUGGCAUACCUUCUCCCCCAGUCACCCAUUGUCCGAGCCUUCUUUGGGUCCCAGAACUACUUCUGUGCCUUCAAUCUGACAUUUGGGGCUUCCACAGGCCCUGGCUACUGGGACCAACACUACCUCAGCUGGUCCAUGCUCCUGGGUGUGGGCACCCCUCCAGUGGAUGCCUUGUCCUCGCUAGUCCUAGGCAUCGUGGCAGUGGCCCUGGGUGCUCCAGCGCUCAUGCUGCUGGCAGGAGGCGUGUUUCUGCUGCUGGGCCGCAAGUGGUACUCAGAAUACCAGCCUAUAAAUUGAGGCCUGCUCUCUAGAGGGAAGGACAUUACUGGACCUGCCUUGCUGGUCUGCAGGUUUGAGGGUCAGUAUUACCAGCCAGCUGCUCCCUUUUCCCAUCUUGCUUUUCUGCAGAACCUCAGAGACCAGCCUCAACUUCCUGCGGACCCAGGUGGGGCUUCCUUCAAACUUUGAGGAGGCACCAGGGACAGAGUGAUUGCUAGAGGGAGGGUCCCCUCGGCGUUGCCUCCCCGCCCCUCCAACCCCCAUUUCCCUUGAAUGGGACUCACAGGCCUAAAUGAGAGGCCUUCUGACUUGUCUGCUACCCUGGAGGGCAUGAAAUAGACUAAGUUUUUCCCCAGGGCUUGUCUCUCAGUGUGUGAGUGUUGCUGGGUCUGGUUCCAGGGAAUGAGAGGGCUGGAGGUGGGCAUGGAAGGCAAUUUCUUGUUUGCAGCACCAUUUCUUCCCCAGGCCCAGUUCUCUCCCUUGCCACGGGACCAGGCUCCUGCCAGCCACUCUUCAGCAUGCGGAGCUGGGAGGUCUCUGGUGCAGUCUGAAUCCAACAAGGAAGGGACACUUGAGACGAGGGCGCACACACGAAGGAAGAGCCAAGGAAGACAGUGGUAGUUGUUUAUUGUUACACACACAUUCAUAUGGGGUUAACAUCAACCACUAUGUCUUCCAACCACUCCCAGACACCACAGGUAUGGGUGCACGCGUGCACACACACACACACACACGCCCACACACUCACACACACACACGCCCACACACACACACACACGCCUCUUGGGAGGCAGGUUUCCCUGUCUGCUCCUCUUCCCAUGAGAGAGGUAUGACUUCUGGGCAGUGUGGAGGUGCAAGGUUACAGGGACCUAAAGGGUUGGAAGGGAGGAGGCAGCCACACUGGACUGGGACAGCUGUAAUUGACUUGACUGAGGCUCAAGAGCCUAUAUGGCCAGUCAUGGAGGGUCCUGAACCCAGGUCCCCAGGAAGGUUUUCACCAAACGUGAACGUCCUGUUUGAUCUGAUGCCCAGCCAUUACCUUUAGGCAUGGGCAAGGUUUCUAGUCUCUUUGAGGCCCUCUGCUUAGACACCCAGCACGGAAAUGGUCAGAGUUUUGGCUGUGGCUCUGCUGGCUGCCUCACAGGAGGCUGGGCAGUGGAGCAGAGUCCAGCCAUUGUGGGCCCUAGUGGCAGUGGUGGGAGGCUGCUCAGGAAGGAACCAUGCCUCUGCUCCCGGUCCUGUGCCCUCAGCAUCCUUAAGGAACAUGGCUGUCCACCUCUUUCCCUGAAAGAAUGUCUGAGUCCCUCCCGCCUAAUUGUCCCAGGCUCCAAAGGUGAAGGGGAGUGCCCCAACUCGGAGAGCAGGGGACAGUCCAGGCUCUGAUUGGAUGGUACCCCUGUCGGGGCAGUAGGUGGGUUCAUCCCACCCAGGUACCAGGGCUGGGAGCAAAGGGGUGGGGCGGCUUAGCCCCAGGAGCGAGGCCUGUGGUCUGAGGCGGAGCGGGCGUGGUCAGGGUAGUCCAGGCGGCUCUCGGAGGCAGUGAGCAUGCGUUCGGGCUCCACCACGAACAUAUAGUAGAGGUUCCACACCAGCAUGGACAGCAGGGGCAGGAAUGUCAGGCCGUAGCCAAAGCCUCGGAAGGAGCGGCCCACGGCAAAGGUCAGCCAGUAUAUCAGCCUGGGAAGCAAGAAAAGAUCGGGCUUUCCUUGAGGCGAGUACAUGAGCUAACUGGCAACAGGCUGAUGAUGGGGAGAAUACAAAGUGAAGGCAGCAGAUGGGUGUUGGUCAGCACAACUGAUACCUCUAAAGACAGCCAGUGUUUAUGUACUUACCAUGUGCCAGGCAUGGUACCAAUUACUUUAGGGGCACUGUUUAAUUUAGACCCCCACAUCUCUAUGAAGUGUGUAUAUUAUUCACCUCCCUCUUUGUUUACUUUUCAAAUUUUAAUUAAAAAAUUUUGAGUAGGCAGUAUACAUUUACAUGGUUCAAAAUUCAAAGGUACCAGUGAGUAUAGUAAAAUGUGUUCCUUUACUGAUUCCCAGAUACCCUAUUCUCGUCCUUCACCUUCUCCCCUCUGUUCCCCUCCCACCCCAGACAUCUAAUAUUAUGGUUUCUUGUACAUCGUGAUGUUUUCUGUACAUAAGAGCGAAAAGAUUUAUGUUUUCCUUUUCCCUUUUUUUUUUGGAAGUUUGGUAGCAUACUAAAUAUAGAGAUUGUUCUGCACAUUGAUUUUUUUCCCUCAUUUAAUGUAUCUUGGAGAUUGUGUUAUAUUAGUAUAUAAAGAGCUUCAUUAUUUCACA
Balaenoptera musculus (blue whale) is the source of this 3510-nucleotide messenger RNA. RefSeq names its product glycosylated lysosomal membrane protein (gene GLMP). The transcript has 6 exons. The record is from RefSeq and is a predicted model, not a curated record. Bases 50 to 1228 code for a protein of 392 amino acids. NCBI's taxonomy places the organism in Eukaryota, Metazoa, Chordata, Mammalia, Artiodactyla, Balaenopteridae. Gene Ontology annotation, cellular component: lysosome.